This is a messenger RNA of Dissoconium aciculare CBS 342.82, 1263 nucleotides long. RefSeq lists its product as uncharacterized. The record is from RefSeq and is a predicted model, not a curated record. Bases 248 to 937 code for a protein of 229 amino acids. NCBI's taxonomy places the organism in Eukaryota, Fungi, Ascomycota, Dothideomycetes, Mycosphaerellales, Dissoconiaceae. The transcript has a single exon.
CGCGGGAAAGUCCCGAGGAACUCACGGAUCUGCGUGCCAGAAUUGUUCGAGGACGUCACAGCAUCCACUUCCAAUCGACAUUCGCGAUUCAGGUUCCUAGACCUCAGGGGACGGGUCACGCGAAACGCGAAACGCAUCCGACUGCAUUACAUCCGUCAACGUGCCAACAUCUCCGCCAGCGGCGAGCACGCGAAACGUCACAUUGGGCCGAGAAUUCCUGGUCAAAGAGGUUAGGAGAGAAGCAGAUAUGGCCGCCGACUAUUCGUCACAACAAGUGCUCCGGCACCAGGAAGAGCAAUUCACUGAGCCAUACAGUGACCGACCUGAAGUACAACUUUCAAAAUCUCAUCGCGAAAUGGCGGAGCCUGCACCGGGCGAGACUGCAGAACAACACGCGGCUCAUGCUAUCUACCAAUCAAAAAAGCACUGGGGAUUAGAUCGGAGGUCAGGGACAAUUCUCUUCUACGCCAUAGCGAUUCCAUCAUGGGUCUUCGAGAUCGUAGCAUCGGCAUUGGCACCAUAUUACAAGACACACAGCGCGCCCUUCAUUGCCUGCGCGACGAUAUGGUUAUUCCUCUGGGCAUUCGCAUGGCUUCAGACAGCAUCUGCGAUGCUUCAAAGAGCAAGUUGGGUGCGCGACGAAAGUAACCUGAAGGACCGGCGGCAAUUUCUGGAUCUCAGCGUGCGGCUCAAUCAGCUGAUGAUGCCCACGGCAUUGAUCGCGUUUGUCACGUUCCUGGUCGCCUAUACCGGAAGACGGCAUUAUCACGACCUCACCUUUUGGCUGCUGUUUUUGUUGCUUUUCAUCUUGAAUACCGUGGGAUGCGUCAUGAAUGCGUACAAUAACAUUGGGUGGGAGUGCGAUCGGCUGCAUUAUGAGGAGGGCGAGGCGCCGAUGAAGUAUACGCGCCUGGCGAUGCUGGGAAUUCCUUCAUGAUUCGGCGCCCCGGGUUGCGAGGCUCGAGUGUGUUUCUGGUGGACACCAUUCUGUUUUUUCGUUUGCGUUGAGCGAUAUAUGUGGCCUUUUUAAUGUUUUUCGAUACGUUCGAUAUGCAUCACGGAGUGAAAGAAUGACAAUCCGGGAAUCUGUUGUGAUGGACAGGAAGCAUGCCACCUUCACCCACGGCCCCAUCGGUGUCGCCUGAACUCGCAGAGUUUGUGACUGUGAGAUAUUCCGUAUGAGUCACGUUUCGCCACACGAUAGUCUGUUGGAAUGUGGAAAAACAAGAAUCUUGCAGGUGGUCUUAAUCACGGGUUGCACGG